Molecule: messenger RNA, 10262 nt
Organism: Zonotrichia albicollis (white-throated sparrow)
Lineage: Eukaryota; Metazoa; Chordata; Aves; Passeriformes; Passerellidae
Gene: C5H4orf50
Product: chromosome 5 C4orf50 homolog
Source: RefSeq, a predicted model, not a curated record
UUCAACAAAUGUGGUUUGCAUUUCACCCAAGAAACACAGGAUCUCCUUUUUAAUAUCUAUGUUAAAAAAGCUAAGUGUUUGACAAUAAGUUGUCUAUAGUAAAUAGCUGAAAGGAAGCAAACUGUUCAAAGUUGGAAACAAAUAAAGAUUUACAACAAUGCAGUGGUCAAAUUCAUAUUAAACUCCUAAGUUGGAAAUCCACAGGUGCAGAAAGGAAGUGUUUUGGAGAAAGGCAAGAUGGUAGAUUGAAGUAUGAAAACUUCAGAGUUGGUGAGAACUGUAGGGGAAAUAUGAUUUUUGAAUGUUUAUUGAAAAGAAAUGCAAUGUCUUGUAAAGACAGCACUGGGAAAAUGACAGAUUCACGGUGGCCUGAGAGGUCAGCAAAAGAGAAUACAUGAUGUGCUGUGCUCAGUGAUCUCUUCAAGAAGAAAGGACUUGGAGAAAGGGUCAUGUAGAUAAAUGUGAUAAGCAGAGAAAUAGUUGAAUGUGAAUAUUUGGAAAUCAUUGCAUCCUCUCAGGUGAAAUGAAAAAACAUCAUCAUUAGCAAAAGUGGCACAACUUCAACCAGCAGAGGUAGAUAAACAAUCAUUGACCACCUGAAAUGCAAGAAAAAUUUGGAGUGAAGCACACACUGGAAAAAAAGGAAGUUGCAAAGACCUUUUAAGAGAAUGGUUAGAAAAUGAAAAAAUAUUACUCUUUCAAAGAAGGAAAAGCAAAUAAAUGCUUCAGAACUGUAAAGGCAAUAUGACUAAAUAGAUAAUUUUAAUUAUUUCUGAAAUGUUGAGGCAAGAUGCAACCAUUAAGAGCACAAUAUUAGAAGAUAACUUUCUCCUCCAUCACGUUUUCUUGAAAAAUCAUAUUUAUGAAACAAAUCUACUUCCAUGGACACACUGAACUCCAACACGAAGUAGCUGGUUACAAUAUAAAAAAAAUUAAAAAAAAUAACACAUCACAUGAGGUGGAAAUUAUGACUGACAAAAAUAACAUAAGGCAAUGAACAACUAAGGAAGGACAGAGGAGGCUGUUGAAGGUGCUGGCAUCAGCCUCAGAAGCAGCCUGUUUUCUCAGAUAAUUAUCAGGCUCUGAAGAGAAGUACUCUGCACAAAGAAUCACCGGACAAGAGCAUUUACCUACAGAAGGAGCUGAGACACUCCACAAGAUUAAUUCAGUCACAUGCAGGAAAUUGUGGCUGAUGUCAGGGUUGGAAUAACCCUGGUAGAAAGCACAAUUUACCUUGGAAACAAGGAUAAUGCAAAAGUCUGCAAUCUCAGUCCCCAAAAGAAUGUGUUGCUCACAAUAUAUUGUUCAAAAGGAACAAGCAUUUAGGGAAUGUGUUUUCAAAUAGAAAUUUUUCAUGUUUUAGUUAUGGUUUUUAGCAGUGUGAUGAAAGAAUGUGGGAAAAUAAGGCCUUCACUGCAAGAGAGAGUCCUGGCAUGACUCAAAAGCAAAGGACCACAACAGAGCUUAGAUAAUCAAACCUGGUGCCAGUGAAGGAACAAGGAUUCUCUUGACCAAGAAACACUUCUCAUAGACACAGAUUUGCUCAUCACUGUUUUGAAUAAGGAAGUACAAGCACAAACAUGGGAUGGUCAGAGCCCUUGGCUGCCACGAUAAGCGCGCUGAACGGACAGGAGAGGGUGUUCUUAAAGGCAGAGAAGGAAUUAGAACAUGCAGGCACACCUGAUGAAAAAGUAAACAGUGCUGGAGAAGAGAAUUUGACUCUCAGAAUAAAAGAGCUGGAAAAGUCAAGGGAAAAACUGAAAGGUGUUCUGGAGGACUGCGUGGAGUCGAAUUCCAUCCUGAGAAAUAGGAUGAGAGAGCUGGAGCUGUCACACAAAGCACUUCUUGUGAGGAUUGAUCAACUUUCUGUGAAGCUGGGCCAGGUUGAAAAUGUCAAUCUGCGUGUUAAAGGGAAACUGCAAAGCAUUCAGGAGGACCUGAUGCACUUGGUUGAAAACCAAAAGAAGUCAGAGAAGAAGAACAAGGAAAAACUGCGUUGGCUUCAGGAGCAGCUGAAGACAAAAGAGGAUGAAAUAAAAAGCCAGUCAGAAUAUUUUGAGCACUACAAACAAAGGCAGAGACAACAGACAGCGGUACUGAGGAAAAGGGACUGUUACCUUCAGGGUGAGGUAUCUAGGCUAGAAAAGCAAGUCCUGGAUCUUAAUGCCCAUAUUGCUCUUUUGACAUCCAAGUUAGAAGAGGGAAUGGUGCAGCACCUGCAGCAGAAGCUGCAGUCAGUGUGCAGUGGGAGUCAGGGCUGUAAGUACCCUGGAAGGGAAGAAAUGGAAUGGAAAGCUUGUAUUGAAAAUGUGGAGCAUGAUGUGAAAAGCCACCUCAAGGCAUUUCAGCAAAACCUGAAGUUCUUGAGGGAAAAAGAAGAGAACACUAGCAGAGAACAGGCAGACCUGCUGACUGAACUGCAGUGCUCUCAGAACACUGAAGACUUUCUCCGAACAAAAUUGGAAGAAUCUCACCAUCAGAUUUAUAGCUUAAAAAUAUCUGAAAUCAAACUACAGGAAAAAGUGGAAGAGCUUUUAGAUGAAAACAGAACUUUAAAAGAUCAAGGUACUAUUAAGUUGAAAAAGAAGAAAGAAAAAUACUCAGAACUUACAAGAUCGGUGGAUGGGGACAACAGUGUUUACCUGGUAAGUCAAUUGGAUGAAGUUCAGCAUCUGAAAUGGAGGACAGUCUCGGAUUCACUUAGAAGCAGAGCUACUCAAACUCCAGUUGUGCUGCUACAUGAUAAAGAGUCUGAAACACCAGCCUGUAAUUGUGAGGGACUAAAGCAGAUGGAGGAGCUUCCAGAAGACCUUGUACCAGUUUUGGAAUGCAGUUCCAGUGCCUUUGUGAAAGUUGCUGGUCUAGCUGAGACUGAGCAGGUCACCCUUGGACCACAGAGGGCAAAUACUCUAAAGGACAGUUUGAGGUGUACCCCAAGUCAUCAUGCAACAGGACUGCUUCCCCCUUGUUCUGAGAAGUUACCCAGUGAUGAGACAAGUAAGGAAACCAAAGAUGAAGAAACUUUUUUUCUCUUGAAGGAACACACCAUAGCUCCACCAGUGAAGACAUUCCCUGCUUCUGUGGUUGAAAUCUUAAUGAGAAAGAAGAUCCAACUGACCUUGUUUGAGCCUGGGAGAUGUCACAUAACAGCUUUCACCACUGAGAAGAAAGUGAGGAAUUUGAGUUUCUGUGAGAAAAAAAUUAAUCUUUGGUCUGAUCGUCUUUGCAUUGUUGCAAAAGGAGAAUUUCAUGACAGAGCUACUGAAUUUCUUCAUGGGACAUUGCCUUCCACUGUGGCUGAAAUUUUCACAACAUCUCUAGAAGAAUGCAACACAGAAAAACAUUGGGGAAACAAGCAAAUUCUGCCAGGAAGUGUGAGUGAGAAAAAAUGUCUGGAUAAAGAUGUGGAUGAUGAAAAGUAUCACCAAAAAAUCUUUACAGGGAGAGCUGAAAGAGAGGAAAUACAGAAUGAUGAAGCCAAACAUCAACAGGUGACAUGUGAUCUUGAGGAAAGUUCUAAAGUUUCCUACAGAAAUGAAUUAUUCAGUCCUGGGAAGCAAGGAUUGGAAGCCAGAGAGAGUCUCCAUAGCACACAGGGUGCCCAGAGUUUACCUAUUUAUUUCAAAGUCUUUCAAAAGUGUUUUGAAGCGAGUCCUGAACGAAUGGAGAAAGAAGAAAACAUUUCAGAAAACUGCAUCCCUGAUGUGAAUAGUGAACAUAAUGGAGAAGACAUGAUGGAAAUGGAAGAGAAAGGAAAGCAGGCUCAGAAACCAACUCACCAAACAAGCCCCUCCAGCAAUAUUGGCCUGAAAAAAAGGAAAGACCAGACUUUGAAACUCCAUGAACCAGAUAAGGAUUUCUCAUGUCAAAAAAUAGCUGCUAAAAAUGUGCAGCAUGAAUACUCUCACUUUUUUUUUUCAUCAGAUGAAGAGAGAUAUCUGCUAAACUUGCUGUUUCCUCUGCAAGAGAGGCCUGUGUGCUUAAGCAAAAUAUUCCAGCCAGGGAACAGUUUUUAUAGGUGUUUCUGUCCUCUAUCAACCUGGAAAGCUGGAAAUGAAUGUGAUGUGAGAAUAUCUGUAUUGGAAAAAGCAGUGGCUGCGUGUUCUCAGAGGAUAUUUCUGCUGAUGCAAGAGAAUGAGAAUUAUGCCAAAAAAGUCAGUAUUUUACAACAGGAGAAUGACAGAUAUGCCCAGAUUCUGUGUGCCCUGGAAGAGGAGAUGGAUGCAUAUUUUCAAUAUGUUUUAGCAGCAGAUGAAGCUAACAUAGUUUCAUUCCAAAACUUACUUAAUGAGAAAGAAAUUGCUGGUGGAUGUUUUGAUAACUUUACAGAAGAAAGCACCAUGACCCCAGGAACAUCUUUAGUUGCAACUUUUUCUAAGAAUCUCUCAUAUGUUGAAGAGAAAAACAGGAAUUUUGAAAAAGACUCAUGGACAAUUGCAUCAAAUAAAACUCACAGGAGUGUUCUAUCCCUGAAUGGAAGGAAAAUCAGAUACUUCCAGCUGCUUUCUGAUCUGAAAGAAGAAAGAAGCAGGUGCUUCAAAGAAAUGGCUAAAUUAUUACAAGACAAGGAGAACUGUGUAGCAAAAUAUAAUGAAUUACUGCAGGAGAGAAAGAGAAAUUUACAAAGAAUAGCUCUUUCAGAAGGUGAAAAAGAAACUUUGCUGGCACAAUUGUCAGAGAUAAAGUGUGAGCAAGAUGAAUACAGGGCCUUAGUUUCAGAGCUCCAAGACUGCAAAACUAACUGUUAUCAAACCAUUUCUGACUUACAGGAGGAAAAAUGUGUGCUGCAAAGAGAGAUUGACAGAAUCAAGCAAAAAACUUCAGCACAGCUCGGUGAACUUCAGAAAGCAAAUGCAAACUUUAUUUUAGAAAAUAAAAAUUUAAAAGAGUUAAUGUCUUCUUUGGGUUUCACUUAUGAAGAGCUGAGAAAAGAGAAAAGUAUAGGAACAAACAAAAAUACAGUAAAACUAAAAGAAGAAAAUCAACAACCUGGUCUUAAGCCAAAGAAAGUUGAAACAGCAUGUAGUGUAACACAAACUGAAGAACGGGGAGUUCUGGCUACAGAUCCUUCUGAUUAUUCCCCUGGCAAAAAGGGCAGCAUGUUUGAAAGCUACAGUAUGAUGAAAGAGCAAGUCAGAAAGGUGGAAGAGCAACUAAAAAUACAGCAAAAGGAAUUAGAAAAAUCAAAAAAAGAGGCUCAGAAGUGGUACAGAGAGCUUGGUUUUGCUGAAACAAGGUAUGAAGAAACCAAAACUCAUUUGAUGCAGGCUCUCUCAGAAUUAGACCACCUUAAACAAGAAGUUGGGGACAAAACGCGGGGAAAGCAGCACUGCAAAUUAAUGCCUGUGUACACAUUGAAGGAUGCCCAGGAAAAAGAGGUGAAUAAAAUAGCCAGUAAGAGAUUAGAGCAGCAAGUGUUGACCUUGAAAGCCCAGCUCAGGGACCAGGCUGCUUUACAAAAUCAGUUUCAUGACUUGCAGAAUGAAGUGGAACUCCUUCAGGCUCAACUAUGUGAAAAGGAGAAAGAGCUGCAGAAGAGCAAGUCUGAAGUGAAGUUGACAUUAGCUCCUCUGAAGGCUAAGCUGGCUUGCCUCACCCAAAAGUGCCAGGAAAGGAACAGCUUCAUUAGGAGGAUGCAUGAUGAAUUCCACAGGCAAGGAUUUAUUAACUCUGCAUUUGAUGAAGAGAUGAAGAGCCUGGUGAAUGACAUGACCCUGGCAGAGUACAUGGUUGCUUUUACACCAAUGUGUAAUCAAGUGAUGCUGCCUUCCUCCACAGAUGUUUCACAGGCUAAGGGGCAGCCAGAGGGUCCUGUGGCAGGUGCCAGAGGGAACAGGAGGAUUGGGUCAGCAUCUGGUGGCUCUCAGCCAGGGAUGGAUGGCCCCCCCAGCUCUCCCCUCACCCCAAGCCUGUGUGCUGGUUCUUCUGUCACAGUAGCAAGCCCAGAGAGGAUCACAGCCUUGCAUUGAGAGCUGAGAGAAAACCACCCCAAAAACUGCCAGGGAAGAAUGUUUCAGUCACACAGAAGAAGCAGUAGAGCUCUGAAGGAUGGAUAAAAUGUGGUUUGGCCUGAAGGUGACUGCAGCUGCUCCGUUAUGGGAAAAAGUGAGAAGUUGCCCUAAGUUGCCAUCUGCACCAUUUCAGCCACCUGCUGUAGUGGAAGCUGGCCAUGCACACCAGCCUAAAGUGUGGUUUGAAUCUGAGUUUUGUUUUGUUUUCUAGGGAUCUCAGCAUUUGCAUUUUAAAGCAAUUACCAAGCGCAAUCUCCAUUUUCAUGGGUCUGCUUAUGUGGAUAUGCAGUAUCUUCAGCUUUGUGUGGCUUUGAGCAUUCCUGAAAGAGCCUUUGAUCUGACUUGGGAUGUUUAGUAUAUCUGAGAAUGUGGUACUUGAGGGUACAAACUGUUUAGCAAAUGAGACAGAAUGGCAUUUUUUACAAGGCUAAGUUGGAAUUGGGAAUGAUCUUCGUGUGUGCUGAGAGGCACUUGGAACAUCAAAGUGCUCUGUCCUGAUACUCUGAGUAUUUCAACCACAUGAAUAGACCACACUGAAUUUAACUUUCAGAUAAAACACUUGCAGGCACACAUGCUUCUCCUGAAAGAGGCCCUUUUGUGCACUCUGGUUGGCAGCAGCACGUAUGACACAAACACAUUUUGCAGCCGUGCUGCCCAGUACAGAUUACACACCACAACCCCCACUCUUCACCUCUGGGAGCCCUUUGGGAAGGCCAGGAGAUGUGAGUGCAGGCACCAGAGCUGUGCCUGAGGAGUCCAGGGGGUGCCUCCAUCCAUUCUGUGACUAGAGGCACAGAGCACUAUUGAGACCGUGGCAAUACUUGUGGUGACCUGAACGGCAGCAGCUGCUCUCAAACUCUUACAUUGGGAUGCACUUUCAGUUUUGAAAACUGUUUUAUGUCUUGUAUUUCUCUUUUGCUUUUUUAACAUUGAGCUAGCUGCUAGGAUGUGCUGUCUUUACAAUGUGUAGUUGCCCAGUAAUUACAGAUAUCCUCUGAAAAGUAGGAGAAGAAAAAACCAUGGAAUCCCAAAUCAGAUUAAUGUAAUGUGCAUUUCUAGAUUACAAUUAGUAACAAGAUGACAUGUUGUCAUGGUAACAUGUGAAGCUUAACUGCAAGUUCCUAAAAUAAAGCAAUGACAUAUGUGUAGGUUUCUAUCCAUUUGCAUACUAUCCACAUGAAAACAUACAUAAUUUCUACAACACUCAGGCAAUUAAACCCUACUUCUUUCUUCUGAAUUAAGUGUUGAACUAAAAUAUCAGGCCUCUUUCCUAGUAUUUAUGCAAAAUCUCCCACUAUCAAUUAUAAAUGUUUAUGAUGAAGUCAUCCAUUUUGUAACAUCUUAAGCUUUCUGCCUUUUGGUUUCAUUUUAGAACAAUUAGAGUAAGGAAUGUAGAGCACGCUUCACUCUUUGUGGUUUGUACCACAUUGUUCUUGAAAUUCUACUGCCUCCUCAUACAAAAAUAGUCCAAACAAUAUAGGAAAAGUCUGCUUAUUAAUUACAUUGAUAGACCAGCGGAUGUGUUUCAUGUGGCUGAGGAUUGGGAAGUAAAAGCCCAACUUUACCUCAAAGCACUGGAAGAAAGCAGUAAACUUUUCAUGUGAGAUUUCUAGCUAAGACAGAAAGCCUAGAUAUUAUUUUCUAGUUGCCUUAUAGUGAGAAGUGUUGUUGUCUACUUGUUAGUGAGUCUGAGUUUCUUUCACUAAGCAGAAGUUAACUUGUUUAACGCGCUGUCUAUGGUAGAGUUACCAGGACAUGCUUUACAUUUAUUUUCAUUUCAUGGUAAACCUUCAGAGAAUGAAAAAUUGGGUGCUUUGUUCUGAUUGCUUUCUAUGCACAACAUUGUUUUGGCCAAAUUCUUUAGUCAAAAUUAAGAUGCUGCUAGGUUCUAUGAGUAAAUGCAAUCUCCUUCUGUCACCCUAAUUAGACAAGAUGGGCAAUGUUACAUGGAAAAUAUGGUUUCUUUGGCAGUUCACUUAUUUAUGUAUACUUUACUGUACAGACCAUUGGAGGAUAUUGAAAAUACAGAUUACAGGUUGCUCCUUAAGCGACCUUUAAAUCCCAAAUUCUGUUCUUCACACCACUAUGGUUGGCAAAUGCUGCAAGUACAAUGAUUUACUCUGGCGUGAUAAUCACGUUAUAUUCAGAAUAAUGCAGUUGCUGGGAAGUGUGUCACAUACACAGCAGAGUUCCCAGGAUAAGCUGCCUGCUAAAGCAUGGCUGAUGUUUGUCCUUGUGGCCUUUUGAAAAGUGGGAACUGAUUUUUGUGUUUCAUAAAUCUACCUGUAUUUCUCACUUGCAGAUGAAGGUUUUUAAUAUUUGAAUUUACUGUGGUUAUGGGGUGGAGGGAGGGACAUGUGCAGGCUGGGUUUUGCCACUAAUCCUUUGGAAAUCCUUUAGUGCCUUAAGGAGGCAGAGGGGUAACAGGCCCUAGGAUUACAGAAACUUGUUCAAACCUCUUUCCUGCUUUAGAAGAAAUCCUUUAAAAUAUAUUGUGCCUUUGGCUCUAAAUAUAUUUGCAUUAGAAAUCAGUAGCCAUGGGAUUAUGGACAGGAAUUUCUGCCCCUGUAGAAAUGUUAGGAAAGAGAGUAUACUAUUUCUUGUAUAGGAUAUAAUCUAAAAAUAUAGCUAACUUAAAUUCUACAGUUGGGAUCCAUACUAGGAAAGUUGCAAGUUGCAGUUAAAGGCAGGAAAGAAAGAGGAAAAAAAAAGAGAAAGUUUAAAUAUACUGGACUAAAUGCUUGUAUCAUUUACUGGCAAAUUUCCACAGGGUUUCUUGGGACCAAGAUUUCAUGCUUGCUUCUACUUGGCUUAAGAAAUUCUCAGAUGUGGUAGAUAUGUGGGUAUCAUGUUCUCUUUAAUGUUGUAGGAGAGGAAAAGAAAGAUUAGUAGUUUUGGACACCUGCCUUGAUUUGGAGUUGCUGGGAUCUGUGGUAUAAAUCUUUGUUCACUAUUGUUUCUCUGUGUAACGUGGACUCUUGCUUUGGGAAUAUGAAUAUGCAAAUGUAAAUUCCAAUGUGAGAGGUUCCUGUGCAGUGUGCCAACCGAUGCCAAACAACUACAUUUCUCUACUCUCUGAACUGUGGUCUUUUUCAAAAAGAGGGAAAAUGUAACUAACAGAUGAAAGCCACUCCAGUGCCAAAAAAGCCUGCAUGAGGCAAUUCAUGUACCACUCACUGAUGGUCCUAAGCAGCUCUUAGGAAAAGCUGAAUAAGCUUUUAACUCAUGAGUGAAUUUUAUCUUCUAGGAAUUAAGAGCAAUUUAUUGGUACAGAGCUAAAUUUAAAAAAAAAAAAAAAAAAAAAAAAAAAAAAAAGAAGGCCUGAAAAUCAGACUGGUGGUGGUCUUCUGUUUUGCUCCCUGUGAUGACAAGCAAGUUUAAAACAAUUUGUAAAUAGUUAAAAGAAAAUAAUUAUGUGGCUCACAGUAUGUAAGACAAGGCCCAGCAUGAAACAGAUUUUUACAGCUUAUUUAUAACUUUACACUUCUGUCUUUUGUUUGGAACUUGAAAAAGGAAACCAUGUAAAUUAAAUAAGGAGUGAAGACUUACUGCACAUAUUUAUUGACUGAAACAAAAGUAUCUCCCCACCUCCUGAGGUAUUUAUAAUCUAAAUCUGGGAUGAAUAAUGUACGGAGAUCUUGCCUUUUGAGCUCUAGUGCUGUACAACUGUUUAACACUUUUGCACAGCCAACAGAGGAGUGGUAACCAGAAGUCAUGAAGAGCAGUUGUUAGGGCCACAAAUUUGGAUUUGAAGAGGUACCAAAGAAUGCACAAAAAAGCUGGGAUUUAUGUUGUGACACUUAUUAAGCAGGUGUAGCAGUUAGACUGGGGAGGGAGGGGUGUUUGUAAAUAAAUGCAAAAAGUUUAAACUCUGACUCAUGACCACCCUGUCACUGAGUGUCAUAUUAGUUCUGGCUAUCUGAGAAGCUUCAAUAGUAUAAAAGAGGCCACUCAUAUUUUAACUGUUUCAUUAAAGCCUUCUGGAUAACUCUUCAGCAAAGAUUUCCACUCUAAGACAUUUGCCAUUGAUAUCAACUGUACAUAUGUAUUAAUACUCAGUGUAACUAGGAAGAUACAGAAUUGUAAUGAAGUCACAAAGUCUACUUGAUGAUCGCAGAUUUGUAACUCUCACAAAUUAUGUAAGAUAUGUUGACAUUUUAUCUUGUUAACAAGAUGUAUUUUUCUAUGUUAGCUAAAUGUAUAAUUUGUAUAAUUUUGUAUAUUAAAUGUAUGCAUAUUUUAAAUUAAAAA